Spodoptera litura is the source of this 753-nucleotide messenger RNA. RefSeq lists its product as uncharacterized. NCBI's taxonomy places the organism in Eukaryota, Metazoa, Arthropoda, Insecta, Lepidoptera, Noctuidae. The record is from RefSeq and is a predicted model, not a curated record.
AGGCUGUAUAUAAGGUAGGUCGAGGGAUCAGGAGGCACAGAGCAACAUGGCCCGUCUAGCAGUCCUCACUCUAGCCUUCGGGCUAUUCGCUAUUACUUACGCCGCACCAGGUGGAUAUGGUGGCGGUAGCCAAGGUGGUGGCAGCAUAGGUGGCGGCUACGGCGGCGGUGGCGGCGGCGGUGGCGGCGGUGGCUUCGGCGGUGGUCUUGGCGGCGGCGGUGGCCACGGAGGAAGCGGUGGUCUCGGCGGCGGCAGUGGCCACGGAGGAAGUGGUGGGCAUGGAGGCGGCUUCGGCGGUGGCCAAGGAGGCGGCGGCGGCUUUGGCGGUGGCCAGGGAGGCGGCGGCGGCCUCGGAGGUGGUAGUGGACACGGAGGCCAUGGUGGACACGGAGGCAGUGGUGGAAUCGGUGGAGGACACGGCGGCGGUAAUGGCGGUGGUUUCGGCGGCGGAAUAGGCGGUGGUAGCGGCGGUGGUCACGGCGGUCACGGUGGCGGUGGACACGGUGGACACGGACACGGUGGUCACAGCGGAGGAGGCUACGGUGGUUCUGGUGCCAUUGCUAGCGCCAACGCAAACGCCCAAGCUAGCGCUGGCGGUGGCCACAAAGGAGGAUACGGACGCUGAACUGAUGCAUGAAUAUCGUUAAGAACAACAAAAAUUCAAAAGCUCAAUGUGAUAAAACAAAUAGUUUACUUUUCGCCAUACGUAAAUAUGUAUAAAUGCAAUCCAAAUAAAUUUUAUUUUUUAUAAAA